This is a messenger RNA of Musa acuminata subsp. malaccensis (wild Malaysian banana), 3279 nucleotides long. Lineage: Eukaryota; Viridiplantae; Streptophyta; Magnoliopsida; Zingiberales; Musaceae. The record is from RefSeq and is a predicted model, not a curated record.
GGUCGGACUCCGUCGCAGUCUUCCCCCUCGCCCCACCACCGCACUCGGUUUUCUCCGCGGGGCCCGAUUUCUAGGGUUGCUGGACGCGUUCGAGUUUUCUACUUCCGUUUCGUCAGAAAAGGAGGCGCUUUGGACCCGGUCCAGUGGAACAAUUCGAGGUGCUCGCUCUCCAGUCUGGUUCUCCGGCUCCAGCGGUGGAUCCCCCGCGGGGAGGGAAACGUUUUAUUCUGCUCCCGAAACCUUUUGGUCUUGUCCGGAGUCCGCUUUGUUGAAUAAAAGUCUGCGGAUUAUUUGGUACGGCGAAAGCUUGGGUUUCUUCUUUUUCUUUACGGUAUAUUUCUGUGUCUUUGAGGUUAUCACUGCAAAAUUUGCUCGUUUCUGCUUUGAAGAUUGGAUUUUGUGGGGGGGGGGCUGGUUUCUGUAUUUCAUCGGGUCGGUGAUCAGAGUGACAAACAAAAAGCUGCCGGCUCGAUUGCUCAGCUUGGAGAAAUGUCCGAAAAUAUGGAUGAAAAUAGCUGGCAGGAGAUGCUACGGAGGAUAUUGCCUCCAGGCACCCCCAUCCCGGAGGCACCGGCCAACCUUGAUUACUCUAUUGCCAUCGAGUAUGAUGGCCCGCCGGUGUCAUACGAGCUUCCGAGGGUUGACCCUGUCGAUUUGAUUCCGACGGCUGAGCCUGUGCUUGGCUCUCAUCGGUUGGUGAAUGAUGACCUUCCCCCGGUGGUUGAUCCAAUUACUUUGCCUGUCUCUCGGAUUGCUCGCUGUGCUGACCCCCCACAGCGAAGCCCGCAGGUAUCAGGAAGUUCCGAGUCUGUAGAUUCAGUCUUGCAGAACGGAGAAUUCUCCGAUGACUCCCGCUCGGGGUCUCCAGUUUCUGCCCAUAGCAUGCCGAAUGGGCAGCCUAGCCAACCAGUAAAUGAGGGGAGGAGGGCUUCUGUUGUCACUUUUGAGGAGAAAUCAGAAAGCAAGGAGAUUUAUGAAGAUGUGAAGGGUUCUCCUCAAUAUGUUGCAGUUACCUGGAACGACAAAAAGAAAAGGGUGUGCUAUAGAUGUGGCAAGAGGAAGUGGGAGAGCAAAGAAGCUUGUCUGGUCUGUGAUGCCAGGUAUUGCAGCUACUGUGUGCUUAGAGCCAUGGGAUCAAUGCCAGAGGGGCGCAAGUGUGUUAGUUGCAUUGGCCAGCCAAUUGAUGAGUCAAAGCGUUCCAAAUUAGGAAAGAGCUCGAGGACGUUGUCCCGGCUUCUCAAUCCGCUGGAAGUCAGGCAAAUCUUGAAAGCUGAAAAGGAAUGCCCUGCAAAUCAACUCCGCCCAGAGCAACUCAUCGUAAAUGGACUCCCACUUAAGCCAGAAGAGAUGGCAGAGUUGCUCAGUUGUCAAAUACCACCUCUAAAAUUGAAGCCUGGAAGCUAUUGGUAUGACAAAGAGUCAGGCUUCUGGGGGAAGGAGGGCGAGAAACCCGAUAGAAUCAUCAGCUCUAACUUGAAUUUCACUGGCAAGCUUCAUGCUGAAGCAAGCAAUGGGAAUACUGAAGUUUAUAUCAAUGGCAGGGAAAUUACAAGAGUCGAACGAAGGGUGCUUAAGUUUGCCAAUGUGCAAUGCCCACGUGAUACACAUUUCUGGGUAUAUGAUGAUGGUCGCUAUGAGGAGGAAGGUCAAAAUAAUAUCAGGGGAAAUAUCUGGGAAUCGACAUUGACAAGAUUGGCAUGUUCUUUAUUUUCUUUACCUGUACCUCAUUCAGUUCCAACUGGCUCUAGAAAUGAGGCUCCCUAUGUAGCCAGACCUGUACCUGAUUACCUUGAGCAGAGAGUCCAAAAGCUUUUGCUACUUGGACCACAGGGAUCUGGGACAAGCACCAUCUUUAAGCAGGUGAAGUUUUUGUAUGGAAAUGAGUUUUCUCAAGAAGAAUUGGAGAACAUCAAGCUAAUGAUACAAAGCAAUAUGUACAAAUAUCUAAGUAUUUUACUUGAAGAACGAGAGCGCUUUGAGGAGGAGGCCUUGGCUAGGUUGGAAAGGACAGGCUCACAUGAUCAAAGUUCCACUGAAGGUCAAGUUGAAAGUGAAACUAGUCGGCCAAAUCAGUGUAUUUACUCUAUCAAUGGAAAGUUGAAGCAGUUCUCUGACUGGCUUUUAGACAUCGUUGCCAUGGGGGACUUGGAUGCUUUUUUUCCUGCUGCAACACGUGAGUAUGCUCCAUUGGUUGAUGAGAUGUGGAAAGAUCCUGCCAUACAGGAAACAUAUAAGAGAAGAAACGAGCUUCACUAUCUUCCAGAUAUUGCUGAAUACUUUUUGAGCAAGGCGAUUGAGGUAUCAAGCAACGAGUAUGAGCCUUCAGAGAAAGAUAUACUGUAUGCGGAAGGAGUAACUCAAGGGAAUGGAUUGGCCUUUAUCGAGUUCUCACUUGAUGACCACAGUCCAAUGUCUGAACUCUAUAAUGAUAAUCCUGAUGUUCACUCCCAACCACUUACCAAAUACCAACUGAUUAGAGUAAGUGCCGAGGGGAUGAAUGAAAGCUGCAAGUGGGUGGAAAUGUUUGAAGAUGUCCGCCUAGUAAUCUUCUGUGUGGCACUCAGUGAUUACGACCAACUGGCCGCCGCCGCUAAUGACAGUAGUAAACCUCUUCAGAAUAAGAUGAUCCAGAGCAAGGAGUUAUUCGAGGCGACAGUCAGGCAACCAUGCUUCCAAGACACCCCAUUUGUGCUCGUGCUCAACAAGUAUGACUUGUUUGAAGAGAAGAUAAACCGUGCGCCGUUGUCAUCCUGUGAGUGGCUCAAGGAAUUCCGCCCAGUGAGGACUCACCAGAGCAACCAGAGUCUAGCGCACCAGGCAUACUAUUACAUUGCCAUGAAGUUUAAGGACCUCUAUGUCUCGCUGACCAACCGGAAGUUGUUUGUUUGGCAAGCACGGGCUCGAGAUCGUCCAACCGUGGAUGAAGCCUUCAAGUAUAUGAGAGAGGUGCUUAAGUGGAUGGACGAAAAUGAGGAGAAUUAUUUUAUGGAGGAUUCAUUUUAUAGCACCACAGAGUUGAGCUCCUCACCAUUUAUCAGGCAGGCAUGAUAGAUCUCAAGAGCCGUAUAGCUCGAACUGCUGUGUAUAUUAUCAGUCUUGUGGUCGUUUGAUCUAUCUGAUGUAUAAUCUACUCGGAAAUUCUCAGUUUCUGAAGUCUUUUCUUUUACUUUGCCUUUCCGUGUACUACAAAUGGAGAUUUGGUUAAUUGAUAUUGAAUUGUAAUAAAUUGUUCUUUUCAUGUUUAUGAAUCGUAAUAAAUUGUUCUUUUCAUGGUGAAAA